Molecule: messenger RNA, 1081 nt
Organism: Rhodofomes roseus
Lineage: Eukaryota; Fungi; Basidiomycota; Agaricomycetes; Polyporales; Fomitopsidaceae
Exons: 4
Coding region: 175-828 (217 amino acids)
Source: RefSeq, a predicted model, not a curated record
GGCGUCGAUCUCAUACGGAGAACUCGGGAUUGUGCCUCUUGGAUGUGGAAUUCGAGCUCUGCCCGUCAGACUGCCUGACGAUAGGCUCAGGACGAGCUGGCUGGCGACUUAUCCCUUCGCCGCGCCUUGCGCUGUUCCUCCAGAGUGGCGUGCGUGCCUGGGACGGGAUCUUACAUGCCAGUAGCUCUGAUAGAGUUUUGUCGCCGUGCUGCGGGGCGCGGGGGCCACAAGGCCUCAACUCUCUGCCGGGGUCGUCUCUCGUAUGCUCGACUCAGGGUUCGCGGUGCUGUGGUCUGCAUCGUUUCCGGGAACAAUCCUUGUGCUUGUCAUACCACGUCAGCUCACAGCGCUCCCGUGUGGACUUUCAUCCUUGGUGGCCUGGUUCCGCCGCGUUCCCGCGCCCGAGCCGGCGGGUACACUGGCCGCCCUGUGAAAGUCCUACUUCCGUGCGCCGCCCACGCCAGCUAUAGCCAACGGCCGACUGUAAGCCGCCCCGUACAUGCCCUCGAGACCUCGCUCAUCCGCUCGCUCAGCAUCCCACUGGCCAAUCAGUGUUCCGGCGAUCCAAUCGGGUCAACAAGAAGCCGGGGCCGGACGCCUCAAAAGUAUUCCUGGACACCUUCCAUAUAUGGGCUACCGCCGUUCAUCGAUGUUGUGUACUGUGACAAAUGGCAUUUGGUCGGCCGGCGUGCGGUGGCUGUGCGCGCAGGGAGCAUACGCAGGCGGGCGAGCACGAGCGGACCACAACGGGCGAGCGCUCCGUGGCAGCGGGCAUUGGUUGUACUUCGAUUCCUGGUGGGUGCAUGUGGCUGUGGUGUCCCGCGCUGACAGGGUCGCUGUCGAUGCAGUGAUCUGUGGUUUCGCUGCACACGAGAAGGAGCAAUAAUUACCCGCCCGCGGCGCGCAACUCUCGCGUGGUUCUGGCAUGGCUGCGCCCUGGUAUGUGCCGAUGCCCGACAUAGGAUCGACCAAUAGGCACACAGGGGGAUCGCGGGCGCAGCGGGAAAAUGGUUGCGCCUCUGCGGCUGCGCGAAAGUGAAUCUCAUCUCGGGACCUGUCGAGCUCCACUGGACGAUCGAAC